Limanda limanda (common dab) is the source of this 1620-nucleotide messenger RNA. RefSeq names its product complement component 1, q subcomponent, B chain (gene c1qb). The coding region runs from base 178 to 900 and encodes 240 amino acids. The record is from RefSeq and is a predicted model, not a curated record. Gene Ontology annotation, molecular function: protein binding. NCBI's taxonomy places the organism in Eukaryota, Metazoa, Chordata, Actinopteri, Pleuronectiformes, Pleuronectidae. The transcript has 5 exons.
GAACUUUCCCCACUUCAACCGUUUCACUUCCCUUUUUUUUAUUCUGAGUCGCUGCUGUCGCCGUGAGGAAGGACGGAUCUUCACCUCCGCUCUUCACCUCCUGCUCUUCACCUCCGCCCUUCAUCUCCUCACCUCUUCAUCAUCAUCUUCACCACAGGACCAGUGAUCUGCCUGUAAAUGGCCCCCCAGUGGCUGAGCCUCAGUACUGCAGGGAUGCUGCUGCUGGUUCACGUGUCCUUCACGCAGGCCUCGUGCAGCGGAGGAGUUCCGGGGACUCACGGAAUCCCGGGAACCCACGGGCCCAACGGCAGAGACGGUCCUAAAGGAGCCCGGGGAGACCCAGGUGACUCCGGAAAUGCUCUCAGGGGUCAGAAGGGGGCAUUAGGUCUUCCGGGCCCCCCGGGCCGGCCUGGCAUGAAGGGGGAUCUGGGUAUGCCGGGGCCCCCCGGGUUUCCAGGGGAGCCAGGGAAGAGAGGGAAACCCUUCAGCAGCACCGACCAAGAGAAACCUCUGUUCUCCAGAAAACGUGACCCAGCAGAAUCCUCGGAGCUGGACACGCCUAUCGUCUUCAGCAGUGAGAUUUCGCCGGACUUGGAUGAACGGCUUCAGGGAGGUUCUCUGACAAACGGGAGUUUCACGUGUGUCAUCAGAGGCGUCUACUUCUUCAGUUUCCACAUCUCAGCAAAGAGCCGAGUUUGUCUGAACCUGAUGAAGAACACCAAUGUCCAGAUGACGCUGUGCGACACGGCUGAUGGUUUCCUGGUCACCUCCGGCUCCGCGGUCCUGGAGCUGGACCCCGGGGACACGGUCUCGGUCCACACAACCAGGUACAUCAACACGCUGACGAUCCAGAGCACCACCACCUUCACCGGCUUCCUGGUCUUCCCCACGGCAGUCUGAAGUCUCCACAGUCACAGGGAAUGAAAGACUUUCAGUGACGUGUGCAGCAGAGAAAUCAAAUGUGUGUUGUGUUUGAAGUAGUUUCACUCAUUAUUAGGUAGAAUCAUUUAAAGGACUGAUUUAGGUUUUGGUGGAAGGAUUAAAACAACCGAUGACUGAUGGUAUUUUCUUACAAAUUCAAAUAAUUUCUAAUUAAAAAUUGCAGUUUUUUCAAAUAAGAAAAUGGGUCUCAUAUAUAAUCCACUGCUCUUUGAGAAAAACACAUACAUAGCAAAUUAAGAACAAUUAGGAACAAUGUGCUUUUUUAUUUUUUGUGUUUUGUUAAACCGAUAAAGAUCCUUUCUUCAAUAGAUUUUCUCUCUUUGUUCUAUUUAGUGUAUAUUUGAGCUUGAUGCAAAUUUAAAAUUGUGAAAAUUUCCAUUUAUUACAUUAAAUAGGGUUUUUAUAUCCAAAUACAGAUUUUCAAUCACAGCUAAAGCAAAACACUUCUCUUUAAUCUUAGUAUCUGUUCAAACUCAAACAUGAAAUAAGUCUUAAAGAUGAACUCACAUAUUCUUCAUUGUUUUCCUGUUUUCAUUUGCUUUAACUACAAACCACUGUCUCAUCAUUUGUAGUGUAUAAAAACAAGAUGUGAGAACAUAUUCACAUUAAAUAAACUUUUAUAAACUGAAAACAUCAACGCGUCUGUUCAGCAGUAAUAAAGUUGCACUGAAGUAACAA